AUGCAACCCCUGUGCCAUCAUGAUGAAAGCUCUGCCUUGUUGCAAUUCAAGGAAAGCUUUAUCAUCAACAAAUCUGCAUCUUUUUUUGACCUUCCGACUUGUGAUCAAAAGGUUGCGUCUUGGACAGUAGAAGGUGACAAAAGUGAUUGCUGCUCAUGGGCUGGGAUAGAGUGCGAUGAAGACACUGGUCAUGUAAUUGGCCUCCACCUCAGUAGCAGCUGUCUAUUUGGUUCUAUUCACUCCACCAGUAGCCUUUUUCACCUUGUUCACCUCCAAAGCCUUAACCUUUCCAACAAUGACUUUAACGGCUCUCAUAUCCCAUCCCAGGUACGUGAUCUUUCAAGACUAAUAGAUCUCGAUCUCCAUUCAUCUCAUUUUGUUGGUCAAAUCCCGUUAGAAAUUUCACAAUUGUCGCACCUGUCAUCCCUCGAUUUGUCUUAUAAUGAUCCAUUGGAACUCAAAAAGACCAGCCUAAGAAGCCUAGUUCGAAAUUUGACCCGCCUACAAACGCUUGAUUUGAGUAGGGUGAACAUUAGCUCUACGGUGCCUAAUAUUUUGACAAAUUUGUCUUCUUUAAAGUCCCUCUCUCUUGUUGAUUGUGGUUUGCAUGGGGAAUUUCCAGUAGGCAUCUUCAAGCUAUCAAAUUUACGGUUUCUUUCUGUACGUGAAAAUAAUGGCCUCACCGGUUAUUUGCCUAGCUUUACAUGGAGUAGUCCGCUUGAGACAUUGGAUCUCUCAUUCACGAGUUUCUCAGGUGAGCUACCCGCUUCCAUGGGAAACCUUGGCUUCCUGACUAAGAUGAUUAUGCCGGGUUGCAAUUUCUCGGGGUACAUUCCAUCUUCACUUGGUAACCUCACUAAACUCAUUUAUCUUGACCUUUCAGAUAACGCUUUCGUGGGUAAAGUCCCACCUUCUAUUGGAAACCUUCUUCAACUCUCUUUUCUAGACAUUUCCAAAAAUCAAUUGACUGGUUCUGUCCCUUUUGAACUUCUAAACUUGCCACAACUGUCGGCCAUUUAUUUGUCCAAUAAUCUUUUGAGUGUUGAAAUGCAUUUUGAGCUUUUGAACGAGACACAGUUGAUCGCCCUUGACCUGAGCAGCAAUCGGUUAACUGGUUCAAUUACUUUUGUGCCUACAAACCUCACACAAUUAUGUUUCUUGGACCUUUCAGCCAACGAGUUUCACGGUCAAGUUUCAAACUCACUCUUCAACCUCAAGAAUCUUGUAGUUCUUGAUCUUUCUGAGAACUACCUUAACGGCAUUGUGGAGUUUGAUGAGUUUGUUAAGCUCAAUUAUUUAACUGUAUUGGAUAUUUCUGGUAAUGAAUUGUUGUUAGUUACUACAGAAACUGAUGCCAAUGCAACUCGUCAAAAUUUUGUUGCUUUAGGAUUUUCUUCAUGCAACUUGAGCGAGUUUCCGAAUUUCCUAAGAAACCAAGAUCAAUUGGUGUAUUUAAACAUGUCCAACAACAAGAUUCAUGGACAAGUCCCAGAAUGGAUGUGGAACACAAGCUUUAUAAGUCUAGGAUUUCUUGAUCUUUCUAACAACUUUCUCAAAGGCUUUGGUCAACAUCCAUUUUUUCUUCCAAAUGCCACUCUAGAUUUUCUUGAUCUCAGUUUCAAUUUGCUCCAAGGAUCGCUUCCUAUUCCAUCAGCGGGCACUCAUUUUUUUUAUAUUUCAAACAACUCAUUGACUGGAGUUGUACCAGAAUUGUUUUGCAAUCUCAGUUCUCUUGUAGUCCUUGAUUUGGCUAAUAACAACUUAAGUGGCUCACUUCCUCGAUGCUUGGACAGCUUUGGUGCUGAUCUUUCAGUACUUGAUCUGCGGUCUAACAAAUUUCAAGGAAGCAUUCCAGAAAGUUGGAUAAAUGGAGCCAGCUUGGUGAUGAUAAAUUUCAGUCAAAACAAAUUCCAAGGGCAUUUACCGAGAUCGCUAGCCAACUGCACGAUGCUAAAGGUCCUUGAUCUUCGAGAUAACCAAUUCAUUGAUAUAUUUCCAUUUUGGUUGGGACAUCUUCCAAAUUUAGAGGUCCUCAUUUUACGGUCAAACAAAUUCAAAGGUCCAGUCGGGACACCUCAAACUUAUUUGAAGUUCUCCAACAUGCGAAUCCUUGACAUCUCCAAUAAUGAUUUUAUAGGAAAGCUGCCAUUAAGACUUUUUGAAAAUUGGAAGGCCAGAAAAUUUGAGAAUGUGCAUCCCUUCACAUAUAUUCAUGAAGAUGGAGGCUUCAUACUAGGAGAAGGUUUUCGUCGGGGUUUGGAUAUUCCUCAUGGUUAUACUUACUCUAUGAUGAUGACAAACAAAGGCAAGAAUCUUUUCUACGAGAAGGUCCCAGAAAUAUUCACAGCUAUUGAUUUCUCAAGCAACAAAUUUGUCGGUGAGAUCCCAGAAUAUAUUGAAACUUUAAAGGGAGUUCAGUUGCUCAAUCUUUCUAAUAACAAUCUCACCGGUCACAUCCCCUUGUCUUUAGGAAAACUUACAGAGUUGGAAGCAUUGGAUCUUUCUCAUAAUAAAUUGUCAGGAGAGAUUCUACAGCAGCUAACACAACUUACUUUCUUAGCAUUUUUCAAUGUUUCUCAUAAUAAUCUCACAGGACUUAUACCACAAGGGAAACAAUUUGAGACAUUUGAAAACAAUUCAUUUGAGGGGAAUCCAGGAUUGUGUGGGAGACCAUUGACAAGGAAAUGUGUGAAUUCUUCUCAACCUCCAAUCUUGGACGAAAGUCAAGACUCUGGAUCACCAUUUGAAUUUGGUUGGAAAAUAGUUGUGAUUGGAUAUGGAUUUGGAUUUGUUUUUGGAGUAAUAAUUGGGCCCAUUGUGAUUGCGAGGAAGCAAGAUUGGUUAAUGAAGACCUUCCGAAUAAGGCCACCGAGUAGGAGGAGACGCCGAAAUUAA
This is a messenger RNA of Alnus glutinosa, 2895 nucleotides long. RefSeq names its product receptor-like protein 7. The transcript has a single exon. Gene Ontology annotation, molecular function: protein binding. The coding region runs from base 1 to 2895 and encodes 964 amino acids. The record is from RefSeq and is a predicted model, not a curated record. NCBI's taxonomy places the organism in Eukaryota, Viridiplantae, Streptophyta, Magnoliopsida, Fagales, Betulaceae.